Messenger RNA from Gambusia affinis (western mosquitofish), 1314 nucleotides. RefSeq names its product translocase of inner mitochondrial membrane domain containing 1 (gene timmdc1). Bases 100 to 1065 code for a protein of 321 amino acids. The transcript has 8 exons. The record is from RefSeq and is a predicted model, not a curated record. NCBI's taxonomy places the organism in Eukaryota, Metazoa, Chordata, Actinopteri, Cyprinodontiformes, Poeciliidae. Gene Ontology annotation, cellular component: mitochondrion.
CCAGGGGGCGCUUCUCUGCGGUCACUGCAUUUUUCUUCAGCCAGAGUCAGAGGUUGUUUUGCUGCUGUAGUAGUUGAGCUUUCAGAAAGUCAAUGUGGGAUGACCGUCAGAAGGACACAUCCAGAGAACGAGCCUCGUCCUGCUCAGACAGACUCCAGCCUCCAGGGCCUGAUGAGCACCGGCCCGUUCCAGGGCCUCGUCCAGACCGCCAUGCCUCGCUUCUUCUGCUUUCUGCUCCCCAGGGUGGAUGCAGCUGAUGUGGCUGCUGGGCAGAUGCCCCCCUCUUCCUCCUCCUCCUCCUCCUCCUCUCGUCCUGCAGCCGGCUCUCUGCCAAAGAUCAUCGGCAGGCCAGAGUUUCCAGAUACGGGAUGGCAGCGCAUCAAGGACCUCUUUGAUCAAGAUGAGAGGCAGAGACCCCCAGAGGAGGUGAUGACCGUGGUGAAGUGCGGCAUUCUGGGAGCGUUCGCAGGCUUCCUGUACGGCGGCCUGCCGGCUGCGCGCCUCGCCAGGCAGAGGUACAUCCAGGUCAGCCAGGCGGAGCUGUACACGGGUCGCAUGGAAGCCGUCCGCUCCGCUCACAACGCAGCGAUCCGAGGUUUUCUACGGUACGGCUGGAGAUGGAGCUGGAGAGUUUCUGUUAUUGUCACUUUGUUCAGCUCCGUCAGCACCGGCCUGUCUGUGUACAGAAACAAAGACGCUGUCAGUAAUUACGUUGCAGCUGGAGCUGUCACGGUCGGCCUCUUCAGGCUGAACCUGGGCCUGAGAGGCCUGCUGGCUGGGAGCGUCAUCGGAGCCGUGCUGGGGAUUCCUGCGGGUGCCGUGAUCAUCGGCUUGCAGUCUCUGACAGGAGAAACCUUUAGAGAGCGGAGACGGCGAGAACGACGAGAGCUCUACGAACUAAAACUCGCAGAAUGGUCGGCCCGUCUGCAGCUGACCGAUGAGCUGAUCGACAGUUUGAACGUCAGCGUUCGGCCAGAAGAAACCAAUAAGGACCUGGAGAAGAUCGAGGAGCUGCUCAGUUUACCUCGCAACGCCGACAAAGACUCGAGCAGCCAAUCACAGUAGCCGAAUCACUUCCUGGUAUUUUCCACUCUUUAAAUGUCGGACGUGUUCUCAGUGAAGAGGUCAAAGGUUGCCUGGACUCUGGAUUUGAAGACUCAACAUGGAAGACAUUGUAAAAAAAGAACAUUAUGGUUUAAAAAGUCUUUAUAUCCACUGGUGUAAUUAAUCAUAAGAACUAGGAAACGUCCAACAAAAUCUCAAAGUAAAUAUAAAUAUAUUUACUUUUCCAUCUUAAUAAAUUAUUUUUAAUAC